AUCUGCCGCUGAGACCCUUCAGUUCAUGGAAAGACACUUCGUCGUGCACAUCGUCUGGCAAUCAAUACGACCGCGUACAAUAGCGUUUGAUACGUAAUUGUCACAUCACCAAGGUCCCCUUUCACGCAAAAGCGGACGACGCAGAUAUGGAAAAAUUCAAAAGCGUGCAAUCGGGAAGAAUAAUCAGUCGGCCGAUCGAGAUACUACUUCGUAUGUUCGGCAUCUGGCCGAAUGUACCGUACGGUCCAUUCUGCAAAGUGUUUUGGAUCAGCCUAAUAAUAAUCAAUUCGAUUCUCCAACUCCUGUUUAUUGUCUAUCACGGGAGCGACGUCAACUCCAACGUUUUCAUAUAUCUGAUCGCUGUUAAUCUGACGAUGAACAUGAAGAUUAUUAAAAUAUCUGUUAUCUGGUACAAUCAGCGAAAAUUUAACGAGAUAUGGAAAACAAUGUCGAUGAAUUGGGCGCGCAGCAAUGAGUACAAGAGCGCAAACAAAAGGUACAUGUCGUAUUAUUUGCCUAACAUUAUUGUGACACUCAGUGGGCUCUCGAUGAUAAUGACCGCAACCGGUAAUCUUUCUGGCGCAAUGAGUUACGACGAAUCUUCCAACGGGACGCGACCGUACGUCCUAAAGAUAUAUCUUCCAUUCGACAAUAUAAAACAAUCUGUGUAUCUAUUUAUAAUUACUGUACAAUUUUUCUACUUUUGGCUAAUGACCGUCACUUCAGCCGCCAUUAAUUCGGUUCUUGUUAUUUUGAUUGCGUACUUAGGCGAUCAAAUUGAUAUCAUUUGUACAUGUUUGACGAAAAUGUCGCCAGAGAAUAACGACCGCCAAGCUAACGAGAUUAUGAUGAAGGAAGUGAUCAGAAAGCACCAGAGUGUGAUUACCUUUUCGGAAAAUAUCGAGGCUCUUUAUACGUACAUCGCAUUGAUGUUAGUCGUGCUAAAUACUUUAAUUACCUGUGGCUUGGCCUUCGUGAUCGUUAACGCAAUCGGGACGCCUUUUUUCCUCAAGCUGUUAAGGAAGAACCUUUUGUUCUACUCCACGAUUAACAUUGAGACAUUCGUAUUUUGCUUCGCCGGAGAAUAUAUUAGCGCCAAGAGCAAAGCAAUCGGCGAGGCUGCGUACUAUUCGCCCUGGUAUCAAUCCAAGUUUCACGCUCGCGCCGUUUUGUUCAUGAUAAUGAGAUCGCAAAAUCACUUGACAAUCACUAUGGGGAAAAUCAUGGAUCUGUCAUUCGAACUAUUCUCUAAUAUUUUAAAAACUUCAAUGUCCUACUUGUCGGUACUACUAGCAAUGUAUUAAAGAGAAGAUGCACUCCGUAGCUGUAAUAGAUAGUUUAAAUAAAUGUUUAUAGAUUACUAGUGCAUAUAGUUAGGAAUUAAAGGAAAUUGUCACACAAUUCGCAGUUGAGUAAUACUCGUAUCACGCCAACUUCUAGCUCGCAGCUGGUCAGUGACGAAAUGUUUUGUAGACGUCACUUUUCUUUUCACCAAAUAAAUUUGUCAAGUAUAUUCGUAAAAUAAUAAAGAAGCGCUACUUACGUUUAUCUUUGAAGCAUCGACGAGGAAAGGGAAGAAGCGGAGCGUCUUUGUUCGGGUCGCAGACGAGAGUGAACAGAUCACGUACGUCAUAUUCAUAUCGCCGUAACGAACAAAGCUGCUUUCUAAAGGAAGCAUCGCAGAAACGAGUAAAUAUGACGGGGAUGAUUAUAGAACGUGGUGUAUACGUACUCAGGCUGAGUUCUACGAAGCAAACAUGAUUCGAUAAAGCCAGUAAUGGCAUAAGUUACGGUAAACGAUUACACGAUAUGUUUCAC
Messenger RNA from Odontomachus brunneus, 1818 nucleotides. RefSeq names its product odorant receptor 4-like. Bases 147 to 1304 code for a protein of 385 amino acids. Gene Ontology annotation, biological process: detection of chemical stimulus involved in sensory perception of smell; sensory perception of smell. Gene Ontology annotation, cellular component: plasma membrane. Gene Ontology annotation, molecular function: olfactory receptor activity; odorant binding. The transcript has 6 exons. The record is from RefSeq and is a predicted model, not a curated record. NCBI's taxonomy places the organism in Eukaryota, Metazoa, Arthropoda, Insecta, Hymenoptera, Formicidae.